Molecule: messenger RNA, 4625 nt
Organism: Oncorhynchus mykiss (rainbow trout)
Lineage: Eukaryota; Metazoa; Chordata; Actinopteri; Salmoniformes; Salmonidae
Product: NACHT, LRR and PYD domains-containing protein 12
Cellular component (GO): cytoplasm
Molecular function (GO): protein binding
Source: RefSeq, a predicted model, not a curated record
UACAGUCAACAGUAUUUGGUCUAAAGAGUGCAGGGUGCAGUAGUGAAUGUAGGCAUAUCUUCUGUUCAGCACCAGCAGCACCACACCUCCAUUGGAUAAUGACCUCUACAGCCCAGCAGCUGCUGCACUCCCAGCGGGAUGUGCUCCUGGAGUGGACACGUGUCCACCCUGCCCCCCUACUACGCUGGCUAUGUGACGCCAGGGUACUUUCUCACGCCCACUACUUGUCCCUGCUGGAGCGUUCACCCUCCAAUGCCGUUGCGCAGGCCCUGGAGACGGUGUGCGCAAGUGAGGAGAGCAGCCGCGGCUUCCUGCAGGUCCUGAGGGAGGUGCAGGACUACUACUGUGAGGAGCUGCAGGUCUGGGUGGAGAGACACUGCAGGGAGAGGACAGAAGAGAUGAAGGAGGCCAAACCGGUUAGAGUGGAGGAGAAGAAAAAGCCAAAAAGCCCCAUUUCAAAACUGUUCAAAGGCAAGAGUAAAUUCACUGUGACCCCUGAGGUCAAAGUUGAGGAAGGGUUGAAACCUCGGCGGAGUGUAAAAUCUUCUCAUCUCAGAGUUCCCCUUUCAGCUCACAGAAAUACCCUUCUGGAACGUACAGAACGACUUACAUCUUACGCAGAAGGGGGAAGACAGGCCGCCAACUCUGCUUCUCACAUUGAGAUCCGAUACACUGAUCUCUUUGUGACUGAGGACAACGAGUCAUUUGACAGCAGCCAGCAUGAGUACUUCACCCUGGCCAGUCGACGGGCACGCAUCUACGCCCACCAGGCCUGCCAACGCAUCUGCCCUCGCCACCUCCUGAGCCCCCAAGGCACCACAGGGCGCCCACCUAAGCGGGUAAAGGUGAAGGGCAUCGCUGGCAUCGGCAAGAGCGUGGCAGUGCAGAGGCUGGUCUAUGAGUGGGCGCUGGGGAAGCACAUGCGUGAGUUCACCUGUGUGUUUGACCUCCGCUUCCGCGAGCUGAACCUGAUCAAAGCCCCGCUGAGCUUACUGGACCUGCUCGAAGACCGAUUCCGCUACUUCAAGACUGUCCUGCCAGACCUUCUGGCCUCGCCAGGUCCCUUGCUCUUCAUUCUGGAUGGGCUGGACGAGUUUCAAUACCAACUGGACUGGAAUGCUCCUGACAGGGACAUCGGCGUGGACUCCAAGGUGCCUGUAUCAGAGCUGAUGAUGGCGUUGAUCAAGGGGAGUCUACUCCCAGAAUCCUCGGUCAUCCUGACAUCCAGGCCUUCCACGGAUGCUCCUAAGCGGUUCUUCCAGCGUUGCUGCGUGGUCCUGGGAUUCGAGCAGGAGCAGGUGAAGGAGUACACCUCCAAGUUCUACAAGGACCCCGAGGUGUCUGAGAAGGUGUACAACUACAUCGUGGACAAUGACAACCUCUUUGUGCUCUCCUUCAUCCCUCUCUAUUGCUAUAUCAUCUGCACCGCCUUGGCUGAGUUUUUCUCCUGUCAGGAAGAUAGUGACUCACGGUCUCUAGAGUUAAACCCACCUAGGACAGUCAGCGAGGUUUACUACUGCUACCUGUUUACAGCCAUCAAGCACCAUGCGCUGAAAGGUAAGGCGAAGAGGAACACCCUCAGAUCGGAGGUACUUUCUCUAGUUAGGCAACAGCUGACGAACCUGGGGAGAUUAGCUUACGAAAACCUUCUAAAGAGUAAGAUCAUGUUCGACAUACAGGACCUGGAACGUUAUGGUCUCACGCCAGUAGAUAUACAGAGCACCUUCCUCAGUCAGAUCCUGGUGCCUCUGAAAGAGGAGAGGGUGGAGAUGUUUUCCUUCUUCCACUUGACCGUCCAGGAGCAUCUGGCCGCCCUGUACUGUGCGAUCAACCUCUCAAAGCAGGGUCACAUAAUCCAGGCUCUGGACUUCUGGUGCUUUGGUGAGAUCCCCCCACCUUCCACCUCCCCAACUCCCCUACUGAGCCAAGACCUCCACCUGGACCAGACUAGGGUGGAGAACCUGCAGAUGUUGACUCGCUUCUUCAUGGGGCUUCUCCGGGCCAGGCUGGGGGGGCAGUUGGAUGGGCUGGUGCUGGCCCCUCUGGAGGUGGGCUUGGAGGGGGUGGAUAUCCCCACCAGGCUGGGUAUCUGGUUCCAGAACCAGUUUAAGGGUAGGCAGCUAGCCAACCAGACGGCGCUGAAUCUGCUCCACUGUUUGAUGGAGCUGCACAUGAAGGAAGUCACCAGCAGGGCGUCACCAGAGAUCCGGAGUCUGAACCUGUUCAAGAUUAAGAUGAGCGUGGUGGACUGUGCAGCAUUACACUAUGUGUUGCAGUUCUCCCCACAUAGGCUCGAGGAGCUCAACCUGGGAUACUCCAACAUCGGAAACAGAGGUCUUAGCAGGCUAGCUCCGAUAUUGCACCGCUGUGAAUCUCUUUAUCUGCGAUAUAACUGUCUGGAAAGGGAGGCAGCAAUCCUGGAAUCUGCAGUGUUGAAAUCAAACGAGUGUCAGGUGAAGAAGCUUUUUAUGUGUGGUAACAACUUGGGUCCAGAAGGGGUUCUGGAGCUGUGGAAGGCCCUGGAGCAGAACAUUACACUGGAGGAACUCUACUUGGACAUCACUGGCAUCACAGAGAGAGGAACAGAGAACAUUGUCAAUUGCCUCAGCAAGAACACCUCUCUGAAAACGCUGACCAUCGUGGGGAAUGACAUUGGGGAGGUAGGGAAGAGGAGGCUGAGGGAGCUAGGGCAUCGACGGCCGGAGCUCCAGAUCAUUGGGAACUUUGUGGACGACCUAGGACUGCUAAACGCCUACCUGGACUGGGUAGAGGAGAUACGGGAUGACCGGGACCAGAUGGACUCAGUGAAGAACGCAGAUGCCCUACAGUCCAUCUUGAAGGGGCUGAGGGUGGGAGCAGGUGGGGAAAAUGGGGAGGGAGGGGAAGGAGAGAACACAGCCAAAGCCCUGGAGCUGGAGACCAAGAUCUUGGAGCUUUUGAACGCUCCCGCUCACCUGGCUGGAGUGAGAUGACUUCACUUAACCUUUUGCUCUGUGAGGAGCACAGGUUAUCCACAAAAUGAGAUGACUGAUCAAGUCUAAAUGGGCAAAAUAAAAUGCAGCCACACCUUUGCAUCGUCACAAAACCAGAGAACAACCUCUGUCCAGUGAAUUCCACAAAGCAAGCAUAUUGCAUGUAACAAACUGUGACAUGACCUACAGCAUGGUCAAGCAAGUGAAUGUUUCCAAAAUGUUCUGACCACUAAACAACUAUUGAUUCAGAACCACGGAGAGUUACCACGAGUCUCAAAGAAAACAGGACCUGCCUCCACUAUUCCAGCACCAUUUCAACUUCAACACUUCAACCACAUCAAAUCACAUGUUCUUAGUUUAACACAGUGACAAUUAAAAGAUACCAAAAACUAUUUAGUCCAUUGAGCAAAAUAUGAUGUGGCUGUCCAUGGUUCUAAUUUCUGUGUGUGUGUGUGUGUGUGUGUGUGUGUGUGUGUGUGUGUGUGUGUGUGUGUGUGUGUGUGUGUGUGUGUGUGUGUGUGUGUGUGUGUGUGUGUGUGCUAUUGCAUGUAAUUAAAUAUGUUGACUCACCCUACUUGUUGAUGAAACGGUCAACCACUCUGUCAUAAAGUACACGCUUUUAUUCUUUGUUGUCCUAGGCUACAUUUCUGUGAAUGACGUAUGCUCUCAAUUCGAUUUGAUAGGAGUGACACCAAAUUUCAAGCUGGCUUCCCUACACACUUUUUUUGAUGCGCCAGGACCAUUCACAAUUGCGCUCGCUCAGUUUAGUUCAAUGCAGAUUGGCACAUUUCUGAAUACUUUUUUUUUAUCAAGGGAGGCCAAAUUCUUGCUGGCUUCCCUUGCAUUCUAUUCAAUGCAAUUGGCGGCAGCAAUAGAUGGACAGAGAUGGACAGACAGAGGGGCGCUGUUUUGCUCGCUUGGAUACUUUGUCCGAUGAGAUACAUUCAGCCUCUUGUCGAAUUGAAGGAAAAUGAUAAAACUCAGAGAGAUGAAAGAUACAUUUAACUAGGCAAGUCAGUUAAGAACAAAUUCUUAUUUUCAAUGACGAACUAGCAACAGUGGGUUAACUGCCUGUUCAGGGGCAGAACGACAGACCUUGUCUGCAACCUUUUGGUUACUAGUCCAACGCUCUAACCACUAGGCUACCCUGACGCCCCACAUUUUUAAUGGUAAAACAUUUUUGGGAAGCCUGGCUUCCCUUGGCACCCAUGAAUACACGCCACUGCCUAUAUGUCACACGGGACUGGGUGGGUGAGGAAGGAAUCAGGCGCAGAGAGUUCCACUGGGAAAAAGUACUCUUUAAUAAGGCACAAAAAUAGACAAGCCCAACAACACAGGGCCCGGACAGUAAAUGAGACUACACAAAACACAGGGUGCCAAGUCCAGAAAAUUACACAUCUCUGCCUAAACGCACACGCGUAACACAAAGACAAUCCCGCACAAAACAAGCGCGGGUACACGUACUUUAAAUUAGGAAGCUCAUUAAGCACAUACAACAGGACACAGGUGAAACUAAUAAGACAAAACAAACAGACAAACGAAAAAGGGAUCGGUGGCGGCUAGUAGGCCGGUGGGAGCCAACUUCGGUGGAAGUCGUGACACUGUAGCCCUAAAUCCUAGCCCUUUUAUACUUUUCUAAUUGGGCCGUAGUGA